AUGCAUUUUGGAUUACUCCUAAGUUUCACGGUGUUUGAUAGAGAUCUUUCAGGUCUGGACAAGAUGGGUAACCGACGGUAUGCACGAAAAGCAGGAGACUUGUUAGCACUUUUGGUAUGGUACACUAUUGAAAGCGCAUGCUUGCGCUUUCAAUGUUCUUGGAUUGUUAGAAGCAAUCCUAAGAAGCUGAAAGCGGAAGAAUCGUUGAAAAAGUUGAAUCCUAAGAGGCCUUACUGGACAUUCAAGGUAGACAGGAUCAAUUCUGUAACCUAUAAAUACCGUAAUAAUUGGCUAUCGUAUUCAGCCGGUGACGUACACGAGGAAGAAGAGCGUAAAUGUAAGCACAUGAAAUUGUUUUUUUUCAACUGUUUCUUCUGCUGA
Messenger RNA from Cooperia oncophora, 381 nucleotides. The record is from the annotation of a GenBank genome assembly. Lineage: Eukaryota; Metazoa; Nematoda; Chromadorea; Rhabditida; Trichostrongylidae.